AUGACCUCUCCUCUUAGAUUUGAAGCUGAUAUGUCUAUGAUUGAGGGUGAGAAACUAUCACCAAUAAAGAUUCCUCAUUCUAGGCUUUCUACAACUACAAAGAGCCCAGAUAUCUUGGCAAAGCAUCCUCAUGGAUUAAGUGCUAAACAUGAUGCUAGAAGAAAUACAGUGCAUAAUGAGACACCAAAGGGAUUGACCGCCACUCCUUUGACAAAGAAAGCAGAACCAUUGUAUUCAGUCAAUAAAAGAGCUCCUCUAACCUCACCACGAGCUGCCAAUCAACCAAACUUGGAUUCAUUGAAAAAAUCCAAAACCAAAUUAGACGCCAGGUUAUAUGAGCUAAAGUCGUCAAGUCGCCAUGGAAGUCCAUCUAAUAAGGAGAACUUGUAUAAUUCUGGUAGAAAUAUUCAAGCCAGUCAAUUAUCUAGUGAGGUGAAUUCAUCUAUAUCGCAUAAAAGUCCGUUUGAGUCGUCACCUUCAAAAAUAGAUACUCCCAUAAAGCAGAUCAAUUCAUCACUUGCAAAAGAUGUGGAGAGUUCUCCACCCAAAAGUAGCCCUUCUAAGACGGACAAACGUAGCAUUGAAGAUUCUACUAUUGAGAAUUCUCGCAAGAUUGCCAAGGUCAUCACUAAUGCUAAUGAAUCAGAAAUUUCACAUCAUAAUUCUGAUGAUGAGCAUCUGGUUCAAAUUGAUCAGGUAUUUAAUAAAGAAGAUUUAGUUGGUCGCUUCAGCUCUGGGGCCUCACCUGCUAAAUUACAGGAGCCCACGGUCAUUGAUGAAGAUAGUGAUGGCGAUAUCUACAAUAAUGAGGUUAAUACAUCGCACACAACAUUGUCAAAAUUUCGUGGCAAUGAAAGCACCCAACUCAGUAGAAUCAUAAAGAUUACUGAUGAGGUUGAUUAUGUUACGCCUCAGAGAUAUACCGAGCCAAUCGCCAAAAGUCCCGAAACCAAUCAACAACACCGCAUUCAAGAAAAUAUUCCCGAUAAUAAUGGAUUAAAGGAAGCAAUUAGUCCAUUAAAAAAUCAUAGGUUAUCGGUCAAUAAUGAACAAAAUGAAGAUCAUGCAUCACCUAAUAAGAUCGAGGACGAAAAUUCUGAUUUAGAAUUUAAUGAAUUAGAAGAUGAACCAACAAUCAAUUUCUUGUUGUCACCAAAUUCAAAACCAGUUUUCUCGCUAGAUCAUAUAAAAAAGGUUCAAGAUGAUCAUUUCAAGGAAGUUGUGAAUUUGGAGGAAGUUAUCAAUAACAAAAAUCAAGAGAUAUUAAGGUUCUCUGAAGAGUUGUCUGCUACAAAUAAUAAAUUUUUGAUAUAUGAUCAAAAAAUUAAGGAAUUGAAGCAGGAUAAGAAAAAAUUGGCUGCAAAUGAGAAUUUAUUGUUAAUACAACUCAAACACAAUGAACGGGAGUUAGCGUCGAUGACAAAGGCUUUAAGAAUCAAAGAGAAUAACGUUACUCAAUUAGAAUCAAGAUUAUCAAAGAGUAAAAGUAAAUGCGAAUCCAUAGCAAAGAAUUUGGAAUCUGUCAUCCAAGAAGGUGAAUCAUUAAGAGAACAUAUUAAAAAAUUAGAAAAGAGUGUCGAAGACAAAAGCAUUUCACAGAAAGAAUAUGAAACUCAAAUAAAAACCCUUGACGAUGAAAUCAAAGCAAAGAAUAGUGAAAUAUCCUCAUUAACCGAUGCGAAUAUCGAUUAUAACAUUAAAGUUGAAAAUUUAUUAAGCGAAAAGGAAGAAUUACUCAAUGAGACUGAACGCUUGGGAAGGGAAAACAACGGGUUAGAGGAAAUAAAUUCAAAACAACAAGAAUUGCUUGAAGAAUUAGACAAGCUUGAGAAUCUUGCUAAGGAUAAAAUAACGAAUCUUGAAAGUACCCUUGAUGCCAAAGUACGAGAAAUCAAACUAGUAAUGACUGAAAAGGAUGAGCUAUUAACUAAGCUUGAUCGCAUAACAGAAGAAACUAAGAUCCUGGAACGAGAAUUGCAGCAAUCAAAGACUGAAAUUGAGGACUUAACGAACAAAUUGAAUAAUUAUAAUGAUGCUAGAAAUGAAUUGAAUGACAAUAUCAAUGGUUUACAGAAAGAUUUAGAUAAGUCUAAUGAAGCAAACAAAGCAUUGCAGAAUAGAGUAAAUGAAUUAAUUCAAGAAAUCGAAAAGCUUAAUCAGAAUGUAAGUGAGUCUGAAACACAAGUGGAUUUGUUAAAGUCUAUUAAUACUGAAAAAGAUGAAAUUAUAAGUGGUGAUACUAAGAAAAUGGGAGAAUUGGUCCAAAAAGUAAAUAAGCAGAAACAAAUUAUUGCUGAUUACGAAAAGGAUUAUUCGAAGGCCUUGGAAGACAUUAAAUCCCUCCAGUCUGAGAGUAAAGACUCUUCUUUGAAUGAACAAGUUGAAGAUUUGAAAAAGCAAGUUUCUGAGGGCCAAGCGAAAACGAACGCAAGAAUUCAGGAAGUGGCUGAACAACUUUACUUCGAAUAUUCAAAGAAACAUGAAUUGAAGGUUAAUCAAGUAAGAGCUAGUUUCAAAAAGCAAAUUGAUAACUUGCAUUUUGAAAAGAAGUCACAAGCUAGAGAUAUUGAUAGUUUGCAGAAGAAACUAGAGAUUGUUAAUAUGGAAAAAAAUCAAUUGUUGCGUUUAAUCGAUGAAUAUCAAUCCGGCUCUGAUCCUAGCUCUAAGAAGAAGCUAAGUCCCAAGAAAUCAGGAAUUAAGAAACCUCUGAGAUAUUAG
Messenger RNA from Debaryomyces fabryi, 2718 nucleotides. RefSeq lists its product as uncharacterized. Bases 1 to 2718 code for a protein of 905 amino acids. The record is from RefSeq and is a predicted model, not a curated record. Lineage: Eukaryota; Fungi; Ascomycota; Pichiomycetes; Serinales; Debaryomycetaceae. The transcript has a single exon.